CACGAGACAGGCAGCCGUGCCGCCUCAGAUGUCGCUCAACUGGGCCAUGCUCACUCCCGACGGACGACAGCCUGUCCCUCUGCCAGGCGAGAGCUUCGUCAUCAGUCUAGACUCCAUCGAUGUAAGCAUUCAGGCCGCUUCUGCCGAUCGCACGGUAGCAGCGCCUGAAUCGCGGGAGAUGAGAGCAAGGGGCAGGCUAUGGCUCAGUCCACGUCGAGUCGUCUUUGUAGCUUCUUCAGGCAACGCAUCGACUUCGAGCGAGCUCCGAUCGUUCUCUGUACCACUGACCAAGCUCCACGACAUGCGGUAUGUUCAGCCUUACUUCAGCGCCAAUCGUAUGGACGCCUGCGUGGUGCCAGUGCCCGGCGGCGGUCUCAGUACACCACAGUUGCUCAAGAUCAUCUUCAGCGGAUCGCCCGGCUUCAAAUUCUAUGAGCUUUUGCAAGACGCGAAAUCGAGAGCAAGCGCUGGAAAUUCGAAUGCAGAAGGAGAAGCCCUGCCCCUGUACGAGCCGCCUAACCCUCCAGCUGCGAUCGUGCAGCCAGAUGGUGCAGCAACGCAUGCACCCGAGACAGAGAGACCAACGGAGACGGCCGAACAACCACCACACGAUGGUCUGCCGCCGCCUGCGUAUGAUAUCUAGCCGAUCACGAGCCCGUCUCACGAGAUGACUGUAAUAUGUUGCACAUUCGAUCUGCAUUGUAGACUCAGUCUUGCGCGCGGAUGCGAGGGCGCUGCUUGACUACCAUCGUAUUGCCUCC
Messenger RNA from Mixia osmundae IAM 14324, 761 nucleotides. RefSeq lists its product as uncharacterized. The transcript is spliced from 5 exons. Gene Ontology annotation, cellular component: nucleus. The record is from RefSeq and is a predicted model, not a curated record. Gene Ontology annotation, biological process: positive regulation of DNA-templated transcription. Lineage: Eukaryota; Fungi; Basidiomycota; Mixiomycetes; Mixiales; Mixiaceae. The coding region runs from base 29 to 643 and encodes 204 amino acids. Gene Ontology annotation, molecular function: chromatin DNA binding; transcription coactivator activity.